Symbiodinium sp. CCMP2592 is the source of this 3885-nucleotide messenger RNA. NCBI's taxonomy places the organism in Eukaryota, Dinophyceae, Suessiales, Symbiodiniaceae. The record is from the annotation of a GenBank genome assembly.
AUGGCAAGUGUGUCGGAGGAAGUUCGGCUGUUGAUGUCCAGGCAUCUUCAGUCGAACGUGUGGUCGGACUGUGCCUACAGCCUGGAGAACGUGAAGUCCUACCGCUGGCACCUCGGCUCCUCCGGCCGUGCCGAAGGAGUCUGGAAGGACAUUAUGACCGUGACCAAGGCCAAGCAGGUAUGCUUCAUCCAGCGGAUCCACUUCGCUUUUCAGGUGAGGCGACGGCAAGUGAAGGCGGCCAUGCACUCACGCAUGAACCAGGAGCAGUGGGAUGCCACUCUUGAAGGUGUGUGCUUCAUGGUUUGGGUGUUGGAUUGUAUGCGGGCAGCUACAACGGACGACGGUGCCGCCCCUCUGUUCUCCGCCGAUGUCCUUCGAAGUGGCUUCCAGAAAGUCCUGGAAGGGGACUACACGUCCGAGGCGGAGAAGCACUGCCUCCUCAGGCUUGCUGAUGUGAAGCCCCAGGAUUGCUCCAUUUGGGCCGACCACAUGCCCAAAGACCCGGCUGCCAAUGCACUCAAGGAUUGCAGGGAGCAGAUUACGAAGCUCGAUCAGGAGUCGAUUCAGAAAACCUUUGAGUCUGACUGCUACAAGCUGACCUGGGAUCUGUCUGCCUUUGCCUCCCAUGUCGACUCCCUGAGCAAGAACAAACGAACCGCCCAGAUCGCCAAGGUUUGCCAUGUGCGAGCCGAGAUGAAAAGAGGGUCCAAUGCAGUCGUGAACUUUAUGGAGAAGAACUGCCUCCACGAGACCGCGCUUUUCAAGGACCGGGACACGUGCGAAAACGUGAAGAAGUGGCUGAAUGCCUCGCGGCCCGAUGCUGCCAUCGUCUGGGCCGACCUCACAAAGUUCGGCAGGCUACAGACUGAGGUGCUGAAUGAGGUGUCUGAGCUGCUCAGGGGGGUUCUUAGCCACAGCCCCCAGAUCAUGGUCGGCAUCGUGGUGGUGCCAGUGCUUAGCUCUUCCAGGGUUGGCAAUGGAAUCCGAGGAGAGCUUCGGCGUCUGGAAGACAAGCUGGAUGCAAAGUUCUUGGACAAUGUUCACGUGAACAUUCGUAUGGGCGAGCCCCACAACAACAAGAAGCAUGCCCUGCUGUAUCCGGCCCUGGUGUGCUGGCCUGCAGGGACCUCCGACAACAUCUUCGAGUCAUCCAAGCUGGUCAUUGACAGGUGCAACCGCGAGCCGGUGGAGUGGAUGCUGGAGCGGGACUAUAAGGUCCCGACCAUCGGCAAAAACGCCACGCCGAGCACCCGGGAAGACCUCGACAGGUCCCAUUCCGAAGCACAGGAAGCAGCCCAGCAUUUGGGCGGACUGCACAUGCCACAAGUGGUGAUGCAAUCCCUGCUCAAGGAUACUGCCUUGGACAGCAGCAGCAGGAUCUGCUGCAUCAACUUUACGCCCUAUGAUGGGGCCUUCGAGAAGGCCUGUAUCCAGUCCGCUCACAACAAUGGGAUUCUUUCCUACUCCAUUGCCGAAGACAACAUGAUUGUGAAGUACUGCGAGAGGAUGGUUGCUCAGUACCUUUUGGAGGACUGGAAGACCGGGAACAACAUUGUCGGGGCUUCGAAUUUCCAGCCCGAGCCAGCAGCAGAAGCAGCCUCCCAAGGCCCUUCCGACCCUACCUUCAACCUCUGCUCCCUCGCCACAACCCCCGAGGGCAACUUGGCCAUCGCUUUGCCCCCCGGCAUCCGGUCGAAGUGGUCGGAGGACUCAGCACGCAAGGACGACUGGGAGAAGCUCUUGAAAAAGUUCUCACAUGUGAAUGCAGUGAUAAAGCAUCUUCUAAGGGUUCACACGACUGCGACAGCAUCCGGUACCUCCUCUACCUCUGUGACUACCGCUUCGGGGGUGUCCACAGCCGCCACGGAUGACGGCAUGUGGGCUUCUGAGCCCAAGACCAGCGAUGAGCUGGAGAGCAGGUAUGAUAUCCUGCACAGCUUUCCGGGAAGGAACGCCAACGUGACUCUGAAGAUCACUUCGUCUACGGAAAAAAACCAGGAGCAGGCAGCAAAUGUGUGCGAGGGCCAAGUGCACAAGCUGUUCUUGGUUCUUAACUCAGAUUUCAAGUUGAAUGAUCAGCACGUUGCCAACAGCGAUGUGACCCUCCCGAAGACUGAGUACCAGCUGGCACACGACCGGGCAUCCUUUCUCUCUGGGCAGAAGGUCCAGAAGCUGAUGGAGCAAGGAGGCAGACGUCGCUUUGAAGCUAGCAGCCUGUUCUCAUUCACGAUGGAUGAUCGUUCAUCUGAUCUGAUGGCCUUCCUCAUGUCUUCUCAUAGCAGCAUGCCCGCAGCUGCAAUGAAUCCCGAAGCGGGUGCCUCAUCCGCGAGUCCCAGCACCGGCCGCCUGGCAAGAACAGUCACGCCACCACCGGUGCAAAGGCAGCUGUCCUUUGAAUCUGAGACCACUCAGAUUUUGGGAGGUCCCUACAGGCGGGGGGCUACCAUGGACUCGGACAUGGGUCUCACACCGAAGACGGCUACGAAAGUACGUGCUGCUAGUACACUUCUUCCGGAAAGCCCACUGCCAAGCGCUCUGCACACAUCGGAUGAUCCUGCAUUGAUGAAGGAGAUUGAUGCGGUGACCGAGAAGCUGCAAACAGAGCUGAAGAUGGACGAGAAGAAGAAUAAGGAGAAGACAACCAAGAAGGCCGAGACUUCGGAGACGCAGCCCAAGCAGAAGGCCGAGACUUCGAAGAAGCAGCCCCAGAAGGCCGAGACUUCGGACACGCAGCCCAAGCAGAAUGCCGAGAUUUCGAAGAAGCAGCCCAAGAAGAACCCCGCCGAGGAGCCGCAGCCUGGAUCCUUGGGGGCCAUGGUGAAGAGUGCAGUCCACACCUCGGCUACAGCUUCCGGUGCAGGGAAGAAUGUGAUCUUUCCGCCUGGGUGGAGAAAGGGGGCUGAUUCGAAGGCAAAAGCAUCCGCAAAGAAGAAGCCGGAGAAGAAGAAGAAGGAGACCGACUCAGGCGAGGACCAGGAUUCCCAGAACGGUUCCGCAGCUUCGGCAGACGAGGGCCAGGGUUCCGACGUCAUGGAGGACCAGGAUUCCAAGAAUGGUUCGGCAGCUUCGGCAGACGAGGGCCAGGGUUCCGACAUGGAGGCCGAGGAUUCAGACGAGGGUCAUGCAAAGAAGAAGGCAAGCCCCAAAAAGGCAGCAUGCAAGAAGAGUGCCAUCAAACCGAAAGCGGCCGCAAAGUCAUCCGGCAACAAGAAGAACAAGGACGGCAAGAAGGGCGCCAACAAGAUCCCGGCGGAGGCUGGCUCGCAUCCCACUAAGAGGCCGAUUGAGAAGGAGAAGAAGCCCAGGAAGGAGACGGCCCUCACCGAAGGAUGGAAGAAGUUCUCGACCGAUUACAUCCGUGAGCACAAGGGCGAGGGCAAGAAGCUCAGCCAGCUCAUGAAGGAAGCCAGCGAGCAGUGCCCGCUCAAGGACGCGACCAACAUCGUCUGCUCGUGGGCCAGCGACAGCGAUCCUGUUGUGUUCGAGACAGCGGAGGGCCGGCGGUUGAAAGAUGCCGAGAUCUCGACCAUGAAGCUGCUCAUCGAGGAGAUGGAGAGCAACGGGAUCGUCGAUCUGACGAUUAACUCCCACGACAUGGACCGGUGCGACGAAGGAGGCGACGAUGACCACGUCUUCACGAUCGAGCCCUCGAGCGAUGCCCCCCCGCUUGUGUUCAAGUUCACGAAGAACUCCGGGCAGAACCUCAAGUUCACGAAUGCAGCCAGCUUCUUUGACAACCGAAGCCUCAUGUCGAGCGAGGCACUUCGCAUGGUUUGGCGAGUUAGCUUCAAUGCUGACGAGCAGGAGAUCUCACCGAAGAAGCCGCUGUACUUCUUAAAGCAGCCGGCGGAGCUGCAGAAACAGCAAGUGAUGCGGUUGCUGUAA